Messenger RNA from Papilio polytes (common Mormon), 2649 nucleotides. RefSeq lists its product as uncharacterized. The transcript has 8 exons. Lineage: Eukaryota; Metazoa; Arthropoda; Insecta; Lepidoptera; Papilionidae. The record is from RefSeq and is a predicted model, not a curated record. Bases 96 to 1310 code for a protein of 404 amino acids.
GGAAAAUGUUUCAAACACUACUUAUGGUUAAAACUGUAACUCAUCAUAUAUAAAUAUUUCAUUAAUACAGCAACUAUGACGUCACAGGCGUUAAAAUGGAGGUGAAAAAGCAAGAGAAACCUGGAAGUUUGUCGCCGGUGAAAGGAUUAAGAAGGGACGACGACGGCAAGACUUCCAGGUCCAACAGUAAAUCGGAGAGAGACCUCCGCCUACCGGAAAAGUCCCCCAGUGAAGAUGCAGUCAAGAGAGAAAGACGACCAUCUAGAGCCAGUGAGAGUUCUAAGGACAAUUUAGAAAGACAAGAUUCAAAGUCGCUAUCACCAAAAGUAUCCAGAAAAUACUUUACAAACUGGAAACAGGCGUGCGAUAAGACGAAGGAUAAAACGAAAGAACUAUUGAAGCGAUGGCGAACGUUACCCGAAGCUGAGACAUCCGAGCAUAUGCAGGAACCGAGCAAUAACGAGGAAGAUAAAAACCAUGGAUGGAGUGUACACGUCUGGACGACGUGGGUGAAUCGAUGCAGCGACAGUCUGGAGUGCUUGGAACUGGAGGAUGAGCAGCCGUUGGCGCAGCUGGGAGCAGUGCAAGCGGACAAGCUGACGCUCUUCUUCACCGAACUGCUCGACCAUGACCGCGAUGACGUCAUCUGCGAUCAGGACUUUGAUAGUUUCUUUGAAAAGCUAGCACAUUUCGCUGAUUGGUCAAACAACUCAUCCGAAUUCCACAUACUGCUCGAAGUGAAGCAAGAAUUUAUCGAACAUUUUAUCAACUCUUUACCAGCCAAAUGGAGCGACUUACCGUACUACAAGCGAGUAUGUGGUCCUGAGGCUGGGGGUUUUCCUGGCAGGACCACUCUGGAGGGAUGGCUGGCGCGCUGGGCUCUAUAUCUCAAUGACAUGAAGAGGUUUACCGACCUACCACUAUAUUUGCAAUAUUUAUGCAAGAUUAUGUUCAAUGUUAUUGAUAGAACGGGUACGGGUGAAAUAACAAAACAAUCUCUGGCUGCUUUUUAUCGCUCCGUCAUCGGCUUACCGGCAACACGAGUCGAUGAGAUCAUAGGCACUGCCUACGACCGAAUGACUAGUAACGGCUACCUGAUCUUGGACUACGGUACUUUCGUCCAUUGCUUCACCAACUGGCUGAUGGGAAAGAACCCAAAUGGCCCAGGACAAUGGGUAUUAGUACCACCCAAAGGACCACUACCACAGCCGCCUUUCCCCGUUGACUACAGCGCGUUGAACACAGAACCAGCCAAACUUGAACCUUACGCACCGGAUAAGAAGACAAACAGACAUUCCGUGAUAGUAUAGAAAUAAAUGAUUAUUAGUCCUUUAUAACGAAACAAUACAACCAGUAUCCCAGAGAGGUAGAUAGAGGUAAUAAAAAUAAAACUUGUACUCAGGAUCGGGUAUGAAGAUAUACAAAUGCUUUUACAUUUGUUAAGUUACAAGUGUAUAAAAAAUUAUGUCACUAAUCUAAUUCCAGUACUGUUACAUACAUCUCAAAUAUGUAAUGACGUAAAGAAUUGAUAUUGUAUGAAGUACGUAAGUGGUAUCAGAACUUUAUGAUGGAUGGAAUGUUUCCUCAUAGAGAGUAUAGAAUUUGUGAUAGAAGAAUCAAUUUUAAUUUAGUUAGUAUUAUUCAUAAUUUAAUAUGUAUAAGGUAAAAAGGUGAUAGAUGUAGUAUUCAAGUAAAAGGUAAAAUUGUCACAAUAAGAGCUGGCCCACGCCUUUGACUAAACUGUCGCUCAACUGUGCGAUUGUCAAUUGUUUCGCAGCCAAACUGUUUAGUUACAUAUCUAAAAAAGGAGUAGUGUUAUCACUAACUACUACUGUUGACACUAAACAAUUGUGCGAUAUUUUUCCUUACAGUUCAGAAAACUUAUAGGCACUUUGUAGAUCUGUGAAUGUGAAAGGUUAACUAUAAAUAAAGAUUAUUUGUUAUUUAUUAAAAAGUAAAGCAAGGUAAGACAAACAUAUGUAUAGGGACAUCGUAAUGCCCCUAUACAAUUCCUCGAGAAACCAAGACAAUUUAAAACUCAAUCUUGUUUUUCUGGACAAACAUAGCAUCCUAGUUACAACUUAUCAAAUGGCAACAAUAACAAUGUUUAUGCAAUAAUGACUUUUUUUUCGAAGGGGAGUGCGUUACGCAUACUCCAUGCCUCUGGGCAGACACGUGAGUUAUGUGGGACUCUCCCCCCAUAGUGGGAGGCAUACCUUACUAAACCCCUUCGUUCCCUCCUGGCCAUUGUGUGGGACGCCACGGGAACUCUUGCGCUUGCCACCGCGACGCCCCACUGAUGCAAUAAUGACUUGUACCAACCACUUGUUGUCAUAGUGUUAAGUUACAAUAAGGCAAUCACUAUGAGAGCUUAUUUUAUUAAAAUUCAAUAUCAAAAUCCUAAAAAUUGUAAUUUUUGCUUGCAAUCGAUAAUUAUACGCUUUACCUUACUAUAUUUCGACCAAUCCUAAGAUUUUAGAUAACUUUUAGAUAUUAUAUAAUUAAACUGUUGUACAUAGUAGGUAAAUAGAUAUGUAAAACCUUUGCACGACACGGUAAGCAAAAACUGCCUUGAAGUAUGUUGUCUUCACAUUUCACAAGCCUUAUUUUGUACCUUAGAAUAAAAUUUAGUUAAAUAAAUUAAGUAAC